Molecule: messenger RNA, 1047 nt
Organism: Suillus fuscotomentosus
Lineage: Eukaryota; Fungi; Basidiomycota; Agaricomycetes; Boletales; Suillaceae
Product: kinase-like domain-containing protein
Exons: 1
Coding region: 22-864 (280 amino acids)
Biological process (GO): protein phosphorylation
Molecular function (GO): ATP binding; protein kinase activity
Source: RefSeq, a predicted model, not a curated record
CUCAAACGUUUCGGAGCGACGAUGUCAGAGCCUUACACACAAGGAGGUCGCCUCCAGCUGCAGGUAACUCCUUUCAGCGACGAGACAUCCUCAUUCAUAUGUGCUGCUGUCAUCCACAAGGCAUUUACCCCUUUCACAAAAUGCCAGGUUUUAUGCGUCGAAAUCGAGGAUGCCCCUGUCAGAGCCAGCCUCCCUAAUCCACUAAUAGCUAAAAUAUUUGAUCCACGUCUCAACUACGAGCGCAAAAACCCAUUCCCAAGACGAUCUCCCAUCCACUGGUCCGCUGCUAAUGAAAAGGCCGCAGCUGAUCGUCGUGGAUUCGCAACGGGUGAUGACUUCAGGAUCCCUCGAUGGGAGAGAGAGUUCUUGGAUGGCUCGUUGUGGGAAGAAAUCUACUAUCGCGAGUACGAGGCUUCAUUUGCACGUGAAAUUGAAGCCUACAGAUGCCUUGGAUACCUUCAGGGUUCUACCAUCCCACAGCUCUAUGGUUCGGGUCGGGUCAUCUCGGGCCAUGGCGAAGGUCGUGCCAUAUCUCCCAGAGUGCUUUUCAUGGAGUACAUCCCAGGCGAGAAUCUCGCAACCAUUCAAGAUCCCCAUUCAGUCCCUAGUUCAGCAUACCAGGAGCUCGUAAAGGCCGUGAGCACCCUCGCGUCUUUCGGUGUCAUCCAUGCCGAUAUGCGCCCAGACAACAUUGUUGUAUCUAGCAGUCACCCUAGACGAGUGGUACUCAUCGAUUUUGGGCUGAGUCAAUUUCGUUUUGAUGAUGAAUCCGACGAGGAGUGGAAAGAAGCUGUCAUAUUCGAAGCGGAUGAGAGGGCACUCCAGCUCUUUAUGAGAAAGUUGGGCAUUUGGCACCAGGAAUGAUACACAUAAUGCUCGGGAGAAAGUAGGCUUGCUCAAUAUGUUAAGACACCAUCUAACCAGCCACGAACUUUUGCAAUGGAGUAGGCAUGACGCAGUCCAUUCACAAACAGGGUCGGGUUGUAAGGUAUCAUCAGCCCCUAAUAUUAUCGUACUCACCCCAAGAUUAUGAUGAUCAUGAUAUAA